GGACGACCCUUCGACAACCCCGACCACUUCGACAACAAAUUCCUAGCCCGACCUCCCGGAGUCUGUCGACCGUGAGUUAUUGAUGCGCCCAUCUACCGUACCGGUGGAAUCUGCUUUACUGAGACCGUUGUUUUCGCAAUUUUCUAGGAAGCCUUCGCCAUGGCCGAUAUCGAUAUCAAGAUUGCUCAAUGGAAGCUCGUUGAGAUUGGCCGUGUGGUGCUGAUCCGUAGCGGUCCCUAUACCGGCAAGUUGGCUGCCAUCGUCGAGAUUAUCGACCACAGACGUGUCUUGGUUGACGGUCCUUCCACCGAGGAUAACAAGAUUGUCCCCCGUCAUGUUCUUCCUCUCGCCCACGCCACCCUCACCCACUUCGUCAUCCCCCAGCUUCCCCGUGCUGCCGGAACCGGCCCCGUUAAGAAGCUCUGGCAGAAGAACGAGAUCGACGGCAAGUGGGCUAAGAGCAGCAUCGCCCAGAAGACCGACCGUGCUGAGCGCCGCAAGAACCUUAACGACUUUGAGCGCUUCAAGGUCCUGCGCCUCCGGAAGCAGGCUCGCUUCGAGGUCCAGAAGGCUCACGCCAAGCUGAGGGCUGCUGCUCCUAAGUCGUAGAUGGUUUGCUUCAUGAGGCUCGGUGCAUAGUGGGAGGGGGUGCCUUUGGGACGGUUUUACAUUGCUGAGGGUUUAUUUGAUUUCAGCACAAAACACGCUGUACGCAUUAUCAUUGGCAGCAUAAAAUGAUUCGAGAACCUUGAUAUCCUGACAAGAGGUUACACUCGUACGUCACAGAAGAUGGCACACCUUUCUACUAGUAUUAAGGAGGCUCUGGGUUUACUUAUCUUGAUAUCAGCGGGCCAUGCCUUUUUAAUGGAAAUUGGGGAAUGAUCCACCAAAAAACCAGAAGGGAAAAAAAAACAAAAACAAACGUAAUUUUCAUGACCAAGCGCAUUUAUUUAAAUUAUGUUGUAUGUUGGGGCAAAUCUAGAAUUUAACUCAGGAUCGUGUUUGGUCGGGGAUAUAAAUUAUAUACGGUAAUGUAAAGUUCGAAGUUGGUAGGCCAGUUAGUUCGUAGUCGCUUGUGUGUUCGGCGUCUGGGGGUCGUGAGGGGACCCAAUAAGCUCGCUA
Aspergillus alliaceus is the source of this 1122-nucleotide messenger RNA. Its product is annotated as 60S ribosomal protein eL14. Bases 160 to 609 code for a protein of 149 amino acids. Gene Ontology annotation, biological process: ribosomal large subunit biogenesis; translation. The transcript has 3 exons. NCBI's taxonomy places the organism in Eukaryota, Fungi, Ascomycota, Eurotiomycetes, Eurotiales, Aspergillaceae. The record is from RefSeq and is a predicted model, not a curated record. Gene Ontology annotation, cellular component: ribosome; cytosolic large ribosomal subunit. Gene Ontology annotation, molecular function: RNA binding; structural constituent of ribosome.